This is a messenger RNA of Leguminivora glycinivorella, 3120 nucleotides long. It is a transcript of the gene DNAlig1, whose product is annotated as DNA ligase 1. The coding region runs from base 68 to 2854 and encodes 928 amino acids. Gene Ontology annotation, molecular function: ATP binding; DNA ligase (ATP) activity; DNA binding. Lineage: Eukaryota; Metazoa; Arthropoda; Insecta; Lepidoptera; Tortricidae. Gene Ontology annotation, cellular component: nucleus; mitochondrion. The record is from RefSeq and is a predicted model, not a curated record. Gene Ontology annotation, biological process: DNA repair; lagging strand elongation; DNA recombination. The transcript has 17 exons.
UAUCGUUUUCUAACAUGAAUAAAAUGAAUAAUGCAUUUAUUACUACACUGUAGUGCAAUGUUAACAUAUGAAUUGCUUUAAUAGAUUAUAUUUACCGUGUAGAUUAGUCAUAACCGGUGCUAAUAGACUCGUUAAUCCAUCAGUUACAUUUAUUCAGAGUUCCACGCAUAGAAGCUUUUUAUUUCCUUGUAUAGAGACUUUACAAGUCAGAACCAUGGCUCAGAAGAGUAUUAUGUCGUUCUUUAAAAUCACGCCAAAGAAAGACGCUGAAAUUAAGAAGGAGAAACCUGAAAAUGACACAUCACUUGAAGAUGCAGAAAUGAUAGAGCCGUCACCAGUCCAAAAUGGAAAGGCCAAGCGUUCCUCCAAAAGGCAACGGUUAGAGAGCAGCAGCAGUGAGUCACAGUCUCCGGAGAAGGAGAGUCCACCAACGUCUGUAACGAAGAAGAAGGUCAAAAGACAGCGAAUAGAAAGCUCAGAAAGUGAAUCAGAACCCACAAAAUCACCUGAAAAAUCACCCGAGAAAUCACCUAAGAAGUCUCCAGAGAAGUCACCGGCAAAGUCAACAGAGGCUUCACCAGUACCGUCUCCAGUGAAAGAGAUAAAGAUAGAAAAGACUGAGAAUGUCAAGACUUAUCAGUCACCGAAGAGUAAGAAGGCAAAAGGGAAGAAGGAGACAAAAAAUGAAAAUAUUGCUAAAAAGGCAAUCAAAGAAGAAAAAUCACCAUUACCUAAGACGAAGUCAGUAAAAGUAGAGAAAUCGCCUCUUAAAGAGAAUGGAAAGGACAAAACUCCAGAGAAAAAGAAAGAAGUUAAAGAUGUUAAAAAAGAAGUUAAGAAGGAAAAAGAAGGAGAACUAGUUCCAGAAACAGAAUACGACCCAACGAAGUCCAAAUACCACCCAAUCAAGGAUGCCUGUUGGGCGCCGAAGCAACCUGUCCCAUACUUGGCAUUGGCCAAGACACUUGAAGCUAUUGAGGCAAUAUCAGCAAGGUUGAAAAUUAUAGAGAUACUCAGUAACUACUUUAGAUCGGUUAUAGUUCUGACGCCAGAAGAUUUGUUGCCGAGUGUGUAUCUGUGUCUGAAUCAGAUCGCUCCUGCGUAUCACAGCUUGGAGCUUGGCAUAGCAGAAACCUACCUAAUGAAAGCCAUAGGCCAGUGCACCGGCCGAACUCUGGCCCAGAUGAAAGCAGCGGCCCAAAAGACCGGAGACCUGGGUGCCGUGGCUGAACAAGCCAGAUCUACACAAAGAACCAUGUUCACACCACCACCUUUGAAGGCUAGAGCUGUCUUCAAUGCUUUGAAAGAAAUCGCUGGGAUGACUGGUCAAGCUUCGGUAACAAAGAAAAUAGGCAAAAUCCAGUCUCUGUACGUCGCUUGCCGGUUUUCCGAAUCCCGAUACUUAAUACGGUCUUUAGAAGGAAAGUUACGAAUCGGUCUAGCAGAACAGUCAGUUCUACAGGCGCUUGCGCAAGCAGCCGCCACGUCUCCACCUGGGUCUGAUGUACUGGACGCUAGCCAGGGACUGUCGACCGCAGAGUUCAAGGCUAUAGUCGACGAGCAAGCCCUCAUAAUAAAAACCACGUACUGUGAGUGCCCUAACUACGAGAUGAUCAUCCCCGUACUAUUGGAACACGGGGUAAAGGCGCUGCCACACCACUGCAGGCUGACGCCGGGCAUACCCCUCAAGCCUAUGUUGGCACACCCUACUAAAGGCGUGCAUGAGGUGCUCAAUCGCUUCGAAGGCACGCGGUUCACCUGCGAGUACAAAUAUGACGGCGAGCGAGCUCAGAUACACGUACCGAAAACUGAAACUGAGGGGAAAGAGGUCGCUGACCUGGCCAAAGCCUCUAUCUUCAGUAGAAACCAGGAGAAUAAUACUACGAAAUACCCUGAUAUCCUCCAGCGUCUACCUUCACUCCUAAAAGCAGAAGUAUCUAGCUGCGUGCUAGAUUGCGAAGCCGUCGCUUACGACACGGUCAACAAGCAGAUACUGCCUUUCCAGAUCUUAUCCACCAGAAAGCGUAAGGACGCUUCGGCAGCCGACAUCAAGGUGCAAGUGUGUGUGUUUGUCUUCGACCUGCUCUAUCUAAACGGGCGCGCUCUGGUCAGAGAGCCUUUAGAGGAGAGGAGGAAACUGCUCAGAGAAAACUUUAACGAAGUUGAAGGUGAAUGGCAAUUUGCUACGGCCAAAGACUGCAGUUCCAUGGACGAAGUGCAGCAAUUCCUGGACGACGCUGUUAAAGGGAGCUGUGAGGGGCUCAUGGUGAAAACCCUUGAAGGGGAACACGCCAGAUACGACAUCGCUAGGAGGAGCCACAAUUGGCUCAAGCUAAAGAAAGACUACCUAGAAGGCGUAGGUGACACAAUCGACGUGGUCGUCAUAGGCGGCUACCACGGGCGCGGCAAGCGGCGCGGCGUGUACGGCGGGUUCCUGCUGGCGUGCCACGACGCCGCCAGCGAGGAGUACCAGGCGCUGUGCAAGAUCGGGACUGGCUUCUCGGACGAGGACCUGCAGAGCCUCACUGAGAAGCUGCAGGAGCAUGUUGUUGACGCGCCGAGGAAUUAUUAUAGAUAUGACACGUCUCACGCUGCCGACGUGUGGUUUGCGCCAGCGUGCGUUUGGGAGAUCCGCUGCGCUGACCUGUCCUUGUCGCCUGCACAUCGCGCCGCUAUGGGGCUCGUGGACCCUGAGAGAGGCGUGUCACUGCGGUUCCCUAGGUUCAUCCGCGUACGAGAUGACAAGACACCAGAGCAGGCCACGUCAGCCCAGCAGAUUGCACAGAUGUACCUCUCACAAGACCAAGUCAAGAAUUCUACCAGCAAACCUGUCAAUUUUGAUGACUUUUACUAAAUAUUGGAAUACACUAUGAAUUAUGUCCGAAAUUAUUUGGGGUGUAAAUACAACCUUUGCGAACAUAAUAUCUUCUUAAGGUAAGUAGCCAAAUGCACAAACGCUCACGAUAGUAUCGUUAUUAGGGAUGUACCGACUAUUGAUUUGGCCGACUACCGACUAGUCGGCGCUUGGGUGGCCGAUUAGUCGGCCGACUAGUCGGCCAGAACAUAAUUUUCGAGUAAUUUAACAAAUUUUUUGAACUACAUUGGUUCUUUGUUGGCGCU